Molecule: messenger RNA, 1434 nt
Organism: Rhincodon typus (whale shark)
Lineage: Eukaryota; Metazoa; Chordata; Chondrichthyes; Orectolobiformes; Rhincodontidae
Product: syntenin-1-like
Exons: 9
Coding region: 203-1081 (292 amino acids)
Cellular component (GO): plasma membrane; cytoplasm
Molecular function (GO): protein binding
Source: RefSeq, a predicted model, not a curated record
CAGCCAAUCGCAGAAUCUGUUUUCCAAUUGCUCUCUUCCGGCUUCCUCCUUGCACUUUUGUCUGUGGGAUCCGCCUGCACUACACGACAUUUCUAGGCAUUUUCCUGCGUUCACAGUCAGAGGGGGAGAAUCGAAUCAAAGUGACUUUCUUUUUUUUUUAAAAAACUAAAUUCUUCUCUGAGUGUCAAGGUUGAAACAGACAAUGUCUCUGUAUCCGUCACUGGAGGAUCUGAAGGUCUCCAAAGUACUUGAGGCUCAGGCCACUAUUGCAGCCAAGAUGGCCCCACCAGCAAUUGAAGCUGAGACCCCCAGUGCUGGAAGUGGUUUAUAUCCAGACCUGCAGGAACUGGGAGACUAUAUGGGACUGGAUCUGAACAGUGAGGAUCUGAGGCAGAACAUGGCCAUAGUGCCAGCUGCAGAAUCUGGACAAGCUGACAGCAAUCAGUCAACCAUGAAUAACAUGGUGGCCCCAUUGACUGGAAACAGUCUGGGACUCCACCGAGCGGAGAUCAAAGCUGGAGUGCGGGAAGUGAUCCUCUGUAAGGACCAAGAUGGAAAGGUUGGGCUGCGUCUGCGUGCAGUUGACAAGGGGAUCUUUGUGCAGUUGGUGCAGGCCAACUCCCCUGCUUCUCUUGUUGGGCUGCGUUUUGGGGACCAGAUCCUGCAACUGAACGGCCAGACCUGUGCAGGCUGGAGCACUGACAAAGCACAUAAGGCACUAAAACAGGCGCCGCAGGACAGGAUCUCCGUCAUCGUCCGGGACCGGCCAUUCCAGAGAACGAUCACCAUGCACAAGGACAGCACUGGACAUGUUGGUUUCAUCUACAAACGUGGAAAAAUCACUUCCAUCGUGAAAGACAGUUCUGCAGCCAGGAACGGAUUAUUAACUGAUCACUAUGUCUGUGAGAUCAAUGGCCAGAACAUCAUUGGACUGAAGGACUCACAGGUCGGUGAUAUCCUGGCCGCUGCUGGGAGUGCAGUCACCAUUACUGUCAUGCCGAGUAUCAUCUAUGAGCACAUGGUGAAGAGGAUGUCUUCGGGCCUUGUGUCCCAGAUGGAUCACUCCACUCCAGAGGUGUAAGAUGAUAUUCACCAAAUAAUUUACAAUAUCGAUCCAACGUAGAAUCCUCCAGGCUGGGAUCUUGCCUCAUUUAAGCAGACGGGUUCCAGCUCUGCUUUCUUCUCAUGUGUAUGUUUUGCUGAUUUGGCAAUUCCUCACAGGGUUUGCAUUGUUCCACAUUUGCUCUCUGUUUAUUAUAUCAGUCCCUAUCAAUAACCCCACGCAUUCCCCCCCCAUGUUAAAAUAUUCUUGGGUUGAACUCUUAAUGAAUGUGCUAUAGAUUGAUGUAAUUGUAAAUCAUUAAUCCUUUAAGCUUCCAUAUAGUAUCAUUGCUGUGGGCACUGGUUAGCGAAUAAAGUCAUGGAUUGAGAGUC